AUGUCGGUUGCUGACGAGACCACGGACGACUCACUCUACCCGAUCGCUGUUCUUAUCGAUGAGCUUCGUAACGAAGACGUGACUCUUCGUCUUAACAGCAUUCGUAAACUGUCCACAAUUGCUCUGGCUCUCGGAGUGGAGCGUACUCGUAAUGAACUCAUCCAAUUCUUGACUGACACUAUCUAUGAUGAGGAUGAGGUUCUUCUUGUUCUUGCUGAGCAACUUGGAAAUUUCACACCAUUGGUCGGAGGGCCAGAUCAUGUUCACUGUCUUCUUAUGCCGCUCGAAAACUUGGCUACCGUAGAGGAAACCGUCGUCCGUGAUAAGGCUGUUGAAAGUCUUCGCAAGAUUGCUGAUAAGCAUAGCUCUGCAUCUUUGGAGGAGCACUUCGUCCCAAUGCUCAAGCGUCUUGCCACUGGAGAUUGGUUCACCUCCCGCACCUCUGCAUGUGGACUCUUCUCCGUCGUCUAUCCCCGCGUGAGCCCAGCAAUCAAGUCGGAACUCAAAAGUAUGUUCCGUACUCUAUGCCGUGACGACACUCCAAUGGUUCGUCGUGCUGCUGCUGCCAAGCUUGGAGAGUUUGCGAAGGUUUUUGAAAAGACCGCUGUCGUUGAUGGACUCCACUCCAGUCUCACCGAUCUCCACGUCGACGAACAAGACUCUGUCCGGCUUCUCACAGUCGAGUCAGCUAUUGCUUUUGGAACUCUCCUCGACAAGCCAAGCAAGAAGAAGCUCAUUGAACCAGUUCUCGUGGAACUAUUCGAUGAUAAAUCGUGGAGAGUCCGCUACAUGGUUGCUGAGAAGCUUAUUGAGAUCCAAAACGUCCUCGGGGAAGAAAUGGAUGCCAACCAUCUUGUCCAAUUGUAUACCAACCUUCUUAAAGAUCCAGAAGGAGAGGUCAGAUGCGCUGCCACUCAACGUCUUCAAGAAUUCGCCCAAAAUUUGCCAGAAGAUAAGCGCCAGACUAUCAUCUGCACCCAGUUGCUUGCCGUGGCAAAGGAACUUGUCACCGAUGGAAACCAAUUGGUCAAGUCUGAGCUGGCUGGUGUAAUUAUGGGACUUGCUCCACUUAUUGGAAAAGAGCAAACCGUUUCCGAGCUUCUCCCUAUCUACAUGCAGCUCCUCAAUGAUCAGACUCCAGAAGUUCGUCUCAACAUAAUUUCUAGCUUGGACAAAGUCAACGAGGUUAUCGGUGCAGCUCAAUUGUCUACUUCUUUGCUCCCAGCCAUCGUCGGAUUGGCCGAAGACGGAAAGUGGAGAGUCAGAUUGGCUAUCGUUCAAUUCAUGCCACUCCUUGCUUCUCAAUUGGGACAAGAGUUCUUCGAUGAGAAGCUAUUGCCUCUUUGCUUGAACUGGCUCACCGACCACGUUUUCUCGAUCCGGGAAGCUUCCACUCUCAUCAUGAAGGAGUUGACACAGAAGUUCGGAGGACAGUGGGCUAGCACAAAUAUCCUUCCAAAGAUGCAGAAGCUUCAAAAAGACACAAACUACUUGCAAAGAAUGACUUGCCUCUUCUGCUUGAACACCCUCAGUGAAGCUAUGACACAGGAACAGAUCCUCAAGGAAAUUAUGCCAAUUGUGAAAGACCUCGUGGAAGACGAUGUACCAAAUGUCAGAUUCAAUGCAGCCAAGAGUUUGAAGCGGAUCGGAAAGAACCUUACUGCCAACACGCUAACAUCUGAAGUAAAGCCACUCCUCGAGAAGCUUGGAAAGGAUUCCGAUUUCGACGUUCGAUACUUUGCAGAGGAAGCCAGAAAUGGUUCGUUGUUUUUCAUAAGAAAUGAUUAUUUUAAUGAAUCUAUUUCAGGUCUCGGCUUGUAA
This is a messenger RNA of Caenorhabditis briggsae, 1821 nucleotides long. RefSeq names its product Protein CBR-PAA-1 (gene Cbr-paa-1). Gene Ontology annotation, cellular component: cytoplasm; protein phosphatase type 2A complex. The record is from RefSeq and is a predicted model, not a curated record. The transcript is spliced from 6 exons. Gene Ontology annotation, biological process: protein dephosphorylation. Bases 1 to 1821 code for a protein of 606 amino acids. Gene Ontology annotation, molecular function: protein binding; protein phosphatase regulator activity. Lineage: Eukaryota; Metazoa; Nematoda; Chromadorea; Rhabditida; Rhabditidae.